AUGGGGUUCGCACUGGCUGCGAAAGCAGCAGCAGCAGCAGCAGCAGAGGCGGCCACCGUCCCUUUACCACUCGUCGCCCCCAGGCGGCACCACUUCCAGCUCCACCUCCGCCUCCUUCCGUCCAACAACAGCACCGUGGCUACCCCGACAGCCGCAACAUCGUCAAGAACAACGACAACAUCGAGGUGGCGGCGGAGGCAAUCACCAACACAACCUCCCGCCCAAGCUCUGCCGCCGCUGCUGCAACGCCCCCAAAAGCUAUCCACCAUGAAUAAACCACAGCCCCACCUUCCUAUCUCUAUCUCCACCACCCCCGAAACAGACCCACCUGCACCUGAUACCAGCAGCAUUAGCACUGAUGGGGAGGAUGCAGAACAAGGUGUCGUCCCGGAGACCUGUACCGCCACCGACGUCCUGCACCUCAUGGACGGCCUGCAACUCCCCAUCGAGGCGGACCUGUACCUGUCCCUCGUCAGGGAGUGCACCCACUCCAGGGACGCCUUCCAAGGCGCCCAGGUCCACGCCCACAUCCAGCGGAGCCGCCCCCGCCUCCUCCGCCGCGCGGCCGGCCUUCCCCUCGCCAACCGCCUGCUGCUCAUGUACGCCACCUGCGGUCAGGCGGACAGCGCCCGCCAUAUGUUCGACCGAAUGCCCUUCCGAGACCCCAUGUCGUGGGCCGCUAUGCUGGCCACCCUCGCCCACCACGGUGGCCACCGGGAAGCACUGCAGCUGUUCGCGGAGAUGCGCAAGUCGGCGGUGGAGGCCGGCGGUCGCUACUUGGACGCCCUCGUCCUUGUCACGACGCUCAGGUCAUGCGUUAGAGCGAGGGAGCUGGGACUCGCUCGGCAGGUGCAUGGGCUAGCCCUCAAGGUGCUGGGAGAAAGCGGUGCUAUUGGGUGCGGAGGGAUAGGCAGCUCCCUGCUUCAGUGCUACAGCAUGCUCGGAUGCCAUCAAAGCGCCCGGAGGGUCUUUGAAAGGAUGAGGAUCGGUUCGCGGGGUGCCGCGGCGUGGACGUGCAUGAUCACCGGAUGCUGCGGAGUGGGGCGGUUCGAGGAGGCUUUGUACGUCUUCAGGGAGAUGGGAAGAGCGGGGCACAGGAGGAACUCCCAUGUCGUCUCGAGCAUUCUCGCGGCAUGUGCGAGGAUAGGGGAUAGUGGCUGGGGCGGGAGGCAAGUCCACGCCAGCGCCGUCAAGCUCGGGGUGGACGCGGAUCGGUACGUGGGGAGCAGCCUGGUGGACAUGUAUGCCAAGCAUGGGCUCUUGAAAGACGCGAGGAGGGCAUUCGAAACGAUCGCUGGCUCCGGAGACCCCGUGUGCUGGAAUGCGAUGCUUGCCGGCUAUGCACGCGGAGGAUGCUGCUCCGAGGCAAUUAGCUUGCUUUACCAGAUGCGGGCAGCGGGAGUCAGGCCCAAGGAAUUGAUAGUCAACCAAGUAAGGAUGGCUUGUAGCACCUGA
Messenger RNA from Elaeis guineensis (African oil palm), 1455 nucleotides. Its product is annotated as pentatricopeptide repeat-containing protein At1g31790. The record is from RefSeq and is a predicted model, not a curated record. Gene Ontology annotation, molecular function: RNA binding; protein binding. Gene Ontology annotation, biological process: RNA modification. Lineage: Eukaryota; Viridiplantae; Streptophyta; Magnoliopsida; Arecales; Arecaceae.